UUUUCGUUCGUCCUCUGAGUUAAGCUCCCAGUCUGUCGCCCUUCAACACUAAAGUGGUGCUCCUCUCCGCCAAAAACAGACACCCCAGUAACCUACCGUUUAACCAUGGCAGGGCCCCUCGCAAGGAAAGCUGCAGAUUACCUGCGAAGCAAAGAUUUCAGGGAUUAUUUGAUGAGGUGUCAUUUCUGGGGUCCUGUAGCAAACUGGGGUCUUCCUAUUGCUGCCAUCGCAGACAUGAAGAAGAGUCCUGAGAUUAUUAGUGGCAGGAUGACCUUCGCUCUGUGCUGUUACUCAUUGCUCUUCAUGCGGUUCGCAUACAAGGUGCAACCACGCAACUGGCUUCUGUUUGCUUGCCAUUGCACCAAUGAGACGGCACAGCUAAUUCAGGGAAGUCGCCUCAUCAAAUACAACAUGGAGAAGAAGGCGUCAUCAUCUUAGUGGCAAAGUGAAGCAGAAGCAGGACGUUCACCAUGCUGCUAGGAGACAGUCACCUAAACCUCAACAUCUAAACAUCUAAACAUCUUCUCUUAUCAUUGAAACUGUGGUACUUGCACCAUUUUAUAACCUGAAGUUAUCAAGACUUACCUCCUCAGAGUUUUAAUCACUUUUUACAACACAUGGAAAAAAGCAGAUGCUUUCCUCCAAGAAUUAAGGUCAACUGCUGGAUUUAUUUUUAGACUUUGUGCAACAUCCAACAAGACACACAAAUACAAUUUGGGUGAUGUACACUCAGCUAACCAGCCUAACUGUUAGAUGCCUUGCACAUUAGAUCCAGUGUCUGUUUCACAUGUUCAAACUAGGCUGGAGCAAUCAUGAUUCAUUCAUUAUACAUCUAAUUUUAGUUCAGCAUCAUUAAUAUUUUCAUUACUCUCACCUUCUUAGUAAUUUAAAUAUGAACGAUAUUUCAGAGAGAACUGAGUAUCACUGGCUAAACAGAGUGAACACAGAGAGGAUUGGUUGUCUGUUUGUUGUGCCCUGGAGACAUUACACUGGAAAAUGAAUAUGGAAUGUGAUUGAGAAUCUAAUUUGGAAUUGAGUAGCAAAGAAUAAUUAUGUAAACAAAUGUUUAAAUUAUACAAAUUAACUUUUAUGUGAUCAGGCUGCCCACACUGUAAAGCUGUAUAAUUAGGUUACAAGCUGAGUUAUAAUCCUGCAUGACUGGGUGAGUCUGUGAUGACCAAAACAUGUAUUGUGUGUUAUUGUCAUGUGUCAUUCAAAUUAAUUUAUUCUCAUAAUGUAACGCACAUUCAUUUUUCCCUGAUUAAUGAUCUGAUUCUUUGGUUUUGUUUGAAUAAACGGGCUAUAACCAACUUGAA
Scomber japonicus (chub mackerel) is the source of this 1316-nucleotide messenger RNA. It is a transcript of the gene mpc1, whose product is annotated as mitochondrial pyruvate carrier 1. Gene Ontology annotation, biological process: pyruvate import into mitochondria. The transcript is spliced from 4 exons. NCBI's taxonomy places the organism in Eukaryota, Metazoa, Chordata, Actinopteri, Scombriformes, Scombridae. The coding region runs from base 106 to 438 and encodes 110 amino acids. The record is from RefSeq and is a predicted model, not a curated record. Gene Ontology annotation, cellular component: mitochondrial inner membrane.